Laetiporus sulphureus 93-53 is the source of this 522-nucleotide messenger RNA. RefSeq lists its product as uncharacterized. Bases 134 to 364 code for a protein of 76 amino acids. NCBI's taxonomy places the organism in Eukaryota, Fungi, Basidiomycota, Agaricomycetes, Polyporales, Laetiporaceae. The transcript is spliced from 4 exons. The record is from RefSeq and is a predicted model, not a curated record. Gene Ontology annotation, cellular component: mitochondrial intermembrane space.
GAAGUCUAACGUUCGAACAGCGACAUGUUGACAACUUGAACUCGAUACCUCUUUCUCCUUGCUCGAGUCAGACGAUUGACUUUGGACCAACUAAUCAACAAGCAACGGUCCUGUAGUACUUCAGACCGGCGCCAUGAGCGAGGAAUCGGAAGACAGCUAUUUCUUUGACGCAGCCUGUGAGCUUCAGGCGUGUCUCAACCGCAACACAUACAGCCCCGACAAAUGCGACAUGUAUCUGCGCAAAUUGUACAAGUGUUGCCAGUCCAUGUAUGAACGGACCGAGGGCAAAGGAGAGUCGACAGCCUGUCCCAAGCCGAGCGUCGUCCGCAGAUGGCUGAAGAACCAUGGAGAGAACGUAACGUAAACUGCAUGUGAUCCGAGCAAUGAUGCAUGAUGUGUCGGAUGACACUUGAAUGAGGGGGAUGAAAGACUACGAAGUACUAUUUGCAUUCAAUGAGAUGAUGCCGAACUAGAAUGCAAAGUUGACUCCGCCGUGGUAUUCGGAUGGUCGCGAGAACGUGG